UCUAUGCAGUCUAACCAAGUCCAAACAAUCAAUGUGCCGGAGGAGGAGAGGAGCUCUCGCAUCCCCAGUGCGGAGACCGUGGGCGCUGCAGUCUCGCUUCUCCAACGCGAUGGGAUUGUGGUAUUGAAGCAGGUGGUCGAGCUGGACGCGGUGAAGACGAUCAACAAGAUCUUGGUGACAAAGGCGGAAGACCUCGCCUCAGACCCAGCAACGCACUUCAACCAAACCAAGGCAGCCCGCAACAUCUCCCAACCACCCCCAACCACCCCAGAGCUCAUGUUCGACACCCUCUGGGCCAACCCUUUUGCUGCAGCCGUUAGCGCCGCAAUUCUAGGUCCACGUCCUCGAGUUCACUACGCGAAUGGGAACACCGCUCUCCAAUCGACUGAGAGACAAACCGUGCACGCGGAUCUCGACCACAACCAUCUACGCUUUCCUUUUGCGAUCGUCGCCAACUUCUAUAUGACCGACACAAGCGCUACCAACGGAUCGACCGAAAUUUGGGUUGGGAGCCAUCGCGAUACUAGCGUUGCUGACCACGUCGACACCCGUGAUGCCCCGGGAGGCUUAUCGACGAUCAGACCUGAGCUUGUGGAGGCCCGUCGAGCGCGGGUCCCACCCGUGCAGCCCGUGUUCCAAGCAGGGGAUCUGGUACUCCGAGAUGUGCGAUUGUGGCAUGCAGGGAUGCCCAACCGCACCUGCAUCCCUAGGGUGAUGCUCGCCUUCGUGAUUUUUCCAUGGUGGUACAAGCCCCUUGUGAGACUAUCGCUCCCAGCCGAGGCUAAGCCACUAGUGCACAGAUGGACAGCGGAUACGGGACUUGAAUACGACGUGCACUGGCUGGACGGGGAAAACUUGCAGAAGGAAUUCUUCGUGACCCUUGAGUCAGCAAACCACGCUCUAGCGUAUUGAACUGAUGUCACCAAUUGAGUCUUUUUCCGCUCCACUGCAGAGUCGACCAAGUCGCAUUUUGAACGCCCUAGCACAACCUCAGUAACGGUUCGUUGCAAACCCUUAGACGCGAUUGCAUUCUGGCG
Dothidotthia symphoricarpi CBS 119687 is the source of this 1037-nucleotide messenger RNA. RefSeq names its product phytanoyl-CoA dioxygenase family protein. NCBI's taxonomy places the organism in Eukaryota, Fungi, Ascomycota, Dothideomycetes, Pleosporales, Dothidotthiaceae. Bases 4 to 912 code for a protein of 302 amino acids. The transcript has a single exon. The record is from RefSeq and is a predicted model, not a curated record.